AUGCGAAGCCCGUCAAACCAAGAUAAUAAUUUCUUACUACCGAGUAACUCAAAUUCUAGUAACAACUCUGCAUCCAGCUCCGCUAGCGACGACUCGGCCACAUCUGCAUCUUCUAAUGACUCUUCUAAUGACCCAGAUGAUAGGUAUAAACCUAUCAUCUAUCCAAAUACAAAUAAUACAAAUAAUACCAAUGAUAAUGUUAACGCAAACUUACAUUACAGCAGCAAUUACACUGCUCUAACCAAUUUACCCAAUUUCAUUAAACCAUCAAUCUCUACUACACAGACUAAUAGAGUCUCAGUGAACGACGACACCGUUUAUUCUUCAUCCAGUUCAAGUUCGGAUGACGAUGAUUCUUCUAGUCCUCAUGGCUCACCAAUUUUGUUGAAUGACUUCGGGUCUUACCCGGCCAGCUCCGUGUCGUCAUCUUUAACGAGCGGGGGCUCACCAUCGAAUUUUAUUACUAAGUCAAAAUUGACCAGUAUAUUAUCCACUUCAUUAUCUUCAAAGAAUAAUUCUUUAUCAUCAUCCUCUAAUUCAAAUGGAUCUCCAACCUCAAAGAAAUCGAAAAAUUCGCCUUUGUUUUUAAAGAAACAUCCUAAUGAUCCAUCUUCUAAUGAAGGUGUUAAUGUGGAUUCAAUGAUCAAAAAAUUGAUUCUCUUGAAUACUAAUGGUAAUAGUACUAAUGGUGGCAACGGUAACAUCUCCGUUCCUAAAUCAAAGAGAGACAAAUUCCCAUUCCAUGCUUGGGAAAUCCAAUUGAUUUGUGUUGCCGUUAGAGAAAUUUUUUUACGUCAGCCAACUUUAUUAAGAUUACAAGCACCAAUUAAGAUCGUAGGUGAUCUUCAUGGCCAAUUCAAUGACUUGUUAAGAAUUCUGAAGUUGAGUGGUAUCCCAUCUGAAACAAAUUACCUGUUUUUAGGGGACUAUAUCGACCGAGGUAAACAAUCUCUUGAGACAAUUUUACUUUUACUUUGUUAUAAAUUGAAAUAUCCAAAUAAUUUCUUUAUGUUAAGAGGUAAUCAUGAAUCUGCAAACGUCACUAAGAUGUACGGUUUCUAUGAUGAAUGUAAACGUAGAAAAUCAACCAAAGUUUGGAAAGCCUUCAUCGAUGUAUUCAAUUGUUUACCAAUUGCUGCUACAAUUAAUGAUAAAAUCUUUUGUGUCCAUGGUGGUAUCUCCCCAGAUUUAAAAAAUUUGAACCAAAUUAAUAAAACUGUUGUGAGACCUACUGAUAUUCCAGAUAAUGGGUUAAUCACUGAUUUAUUAUGGUCAGAUCCGGAUUCUACAGUAAGAGAUUGGUCCUCGAACGAUAGAGGUGUCUCAUAUACCUUUUCAAAAUCAAAUGUUUUGGAUUUUUGUGCAAAAUUUAAAUUCGAUUUGAUUAUUAGAGGACAUAUGGUUGUUGAAGAUGGUUACGAAUUUUUCGCAAAGAAAAAAUUAGUUACUGUCUUUAGUGCACCAAAUUAUUGUGGACAAUUUCAAAAUUGGGGUGCCGUCCUAGCAAUUAAUACAGGUCUAAUGUGUAGUUUUGAAUUAUUAAAACCUCAUAUUAUAUCUAAGAAAAAAUAUUAA
Molecule: messenger RNA, 1575 nt
Organism: Maudiozyma barnettii
Lineage: Eukaryota; Fungi; Ascomycota; Saccharomycetes; Saccharomycetales; Saccharomycetaceae
Gene: PPQ1
Product: protein-serine/threonine phosphatase
Exons: 1
Coding region: 1-1575 (524 amino acids)
Cellular component (GO): cytoplasm; nucleus
Molecular function (GO): protein serine/threonine phosphatase activity
Source: RefSeq, a predicted model, not a curated record